CAGCACACAGGUCUACAGCGCCAUCUCUGGCCACAGACGUAACUGCAACAAAAGCCAGCCUCCAUAUGAACACAUCAAGCUGCAAAGUUUCCUGUGGACAUGGCACAGUUUCACGUAUUUGAAGCACCUGUAUCAGGUUUUAAUUUCGAGAACUCGGAAAGAAAUGUUUUUUUGGAGAAUGCACUCGGUGAGGGGAAAAGCAAGACGCCCAAACCUGUAAAGACUGGCACAACCAUCGCAGGGGUGGUGUUCAAGGAUGGUGUGGUCCUGGGAGCUGACACAAGGGCCACCUCCAGCGAAGUAGUUGCAGACAAAAUGUGUGAAAAAAUUCACUACAUUGCUCCAAACAUAUAUUGUUGUGGAGCAGGGACCGCGGCUGACACAUUUAAAACUACAGAAUUGCUGUCUUCCAACCUCGCCAUUUUUUCCUUGAAUAGCGAGAGGAAUCCCAGAGUCACAAUGGCAGCUCACAUACUACAGGAUAUGCUCUUCAGAUAUCGAGGUAUGAUUGGGGCAAAUUUAAUUCUAGGAGGGGUCGACUUUACAGGGAACCAUCUCUUCACAGUGGGGCCCUAUGGGGACAUGGAGAAGCUUCCAUAUCUUGCCAUGGGAUCUGGUGAUUUAGCUGCUAUGGGUAUACUUGAGGACAGAUUUAAAGCCAAUAUGGAGCUAGAGGAGGCUAAGGAAUUGGUGCGUGAUGCAAUCCAUUCAGGCAUCAUGAAUGAUCUUGGUUCAGGUCACAACAUAGACCUUUGUGUGAUCACCAAACAAGGAGUUGACUACAUCAGACCUUAUCAGAACUCUGAAUACAAGGACACAAGAACGGAGAAGUAUAAGUUUAAACAAGGAACAACCCCUAUUUUAACAGAGAAAGUGGUUCGUCUGGAGCUUGAGAUACUGCACGAGACAGUUCAGACUAUGGACACAGCCUGAGCUAAGAAACCACAAUCACUCUGAUGUGUGUUAUUCAUCAACCAUUUUUUUACCAUCACCAGCAAUGUUUGUUAAUGGUUAUCGAUAUUAUAUUAUAAUAAAUACAUGAUGUCCAAGAAA
Messenger RNA from Tachysurus fulvidraco (yellow catfish), 1053 nucleotides. RefSeq names its product proteasome 20S subunit beta 13a (gene psmb13a). Bases 100 to 933 code for a protein of 277 amino acids. NCBI's taxonomy places the organism in Eukaryota, Metazoa, Chordata, Actinopteri, Siluriformes, Bagridae. The record is from RefSeq and is a predicted model, not a curated record. The transcript has 8 exons. Gene Ontology annotation, cellular component: proteasome core complex. Gene Ontology annotation, molecular function: threonine-type endopeptidase activity.